Messenger RNA from Trematomus bernacchii (emerald rockcod), 2622 nucleotides. RefSeq names its product F-box protein 22 (gene fbxo22). The transcript has 7 exons. Gene Ontology annotation, biological process: protein polyubiquitination; regulation of skeletal muscle fiber development; positive regulation of proteasomal ubiquitin-dependent protein catabolic process. The record is from RefSeq and is a predicted model, not a curated record. Gene Ontology annotation, molecular function: protein binding. The coding region runs from base 63 to 1229 and encodes 388 amino acids. NCBI's taxonomy places the organism in Eukaryota, Metazoa, Chordata, Actinopteri, Perciformes, Nototheniidae.
CGGAGGUGAAAGGUCAUAGCUGUUCAACCCUGCUGGAAACCCCAAAGACUUGAGAGAAAAAUAUGGGUGAAAAUGAAGAUUUUACCGUUGUUUUACAAGACAGCAAGGCGGCAUACGUCCUCAGCAAUGUUGCCGAAGUCAUCGAGCGAAUCCUGACCUUCGUUCCGACCAAAUCUCUCCUCCGGAUCGCAAGUGUGUGCAGGCUGUGGAGGAACUGUGCCCGCAGGGUGCUGAGGACCCAGCAGCAGCUGGACUGGGUGUCCGCCUGCGGACCGUCCAACCCGAAGAACCAUGCUCUCUGCAACAUGCUGGCCGAGGAGGUGGAGAAAGUGUUUCUCCUGCCCAAAACUGUGCUGGCUCUGGUAGACUGCGAGGCCUUCAAUGGACAAGCUUAUUGCUACAGACAAAAUAAACAAGCAAAAAUGAGGCGCCACAGUCUGGACCCAUUUGAAGAAGUGAACCGGUUCUUCCCCAAAGGCUGUGACAUCAUGGGUGUGGUCGCACCGGGCAUAGUCAUGACGCCCAGCGGCUCGUUCUCCAGCGUUCCUAAGGAGUACCAGGAGGGGGAGGCGGGCUUUGCCAUCAUGUUCCCCAGCAUAGAGGGGGUCAACAUCAAGCCCUUUCAUUUUUGCGAGAAGUCCAUGUCCCCAACAGCCCUGAAGGAAGCAGGACUAGUUGACAACCCGGAGCUGCGUGUGGUUCUGUUGUUUGUCUACGAGCCGUGUCAAAACGGAGCAGCACGCUUUCUGGUCCAAAUACUGGAGCCGCUGGCCAAGAGCAAAGCCCUCAUUGCUGGAGGGCUGGUGGACAGUUACUUCUCUCCUCCCAGACACUGCUGUUUGCAGGGUCAAUACGGUGUGGCGGGCCUCGCCCUGAGUGGCCCUAAAGUGCAAGGGGCGUCUGUGCUCUUGGACCAAGAGAUCACCAGCCCAAAGGCAGCCGAGGCCACCAUUGGGCGGCUAAAAGCAGCCAAGAUUCCCGAGAAGAACACCAUUGGGUUUAUGUUCGCCUGCUUGGGGAGAGGUGAAAACUUCUACAAAGACCAGGCCAACGUAGAGGCCGACGCCUUUCACAAGGUGUUCCCCAACACCCCGCUCUUCGGCCUGUUCGGAAACGGUGAGAUCGGCUGCGACCGAAUUGUAAAAGAAGACUACACGCUGUGCGACACUGACACGGAGAGUCUGCAGCACGAGUACAGUACAGUCAUGACCCUCGUCCAUGUAGGCUGACCGACCCACAUCACAAAGGACCAACGGAAGGAAAACACAACCUUUAAUAUUCCCGUUUGCUACAGCUGUCGGUACAAGAAACCUUUUGUUCAGAGUUUUACUCGCAUUACGACUCAGAAUAUAGCUGUCACCAGUUCUGCUUGUAAAGCAGGAAAUGAUCCCUUUAGCCAUCAUGGUAAUGGCAUCAUUUGGGAAAUCCUCUGAGACUGUGUGUGUAAACACAGCCUCAUAUCUGAACUAGAGUUUCACAAAGAUAAAAUACAACUGAUGUUUCUCUUUUAGUAUUAAAAUGUGAUAGAUCACUCUAGUAAAAUAUAUGUGUAUAUAAUUUUGACACACAAGGCAUAUCUUACCUUUUGACGUCGACCUCAUGGUCUGUUUGCUUUGCAGGUGAGUACAAAUAGCUGUAAUAGUUUUUGAUUCAGCGCAGGCACUUUUUAUUCAUGUAAAUAAUGCGGGCCCUCUUCGACACAAUCAAGAUUAUCUUGAUUUGAAUUCUCUUUAUUGUUAUGUAGAUUUUACAUAAUUUUUCCUUUUUCACACUUAUCUCACCAAUGAGACUAACGUGUUAGCCGUAUGGAAGAUAUCUAUCUGCCAUGGUUCUAUUGGGUACAGGGACAUUUGUCAGUCUUACAGUGCCUCUUUUUUUGUCCACGUCAGUUCAUAUCUUCUACUACCUACUUUCAGCUGUAAAUGUUUGGGCUUAAUAGUUACUUCCAUGCCUGCAUUUUUAAAGAAAAACAAGCCUCCUUAAUCAGAAGGAGCAGAGAGAACGGUUGCCCUGUUGGCUGUGUAAGUUACACUGACUAGCAGAAACUCUCAAUUUCACCUCAGAAAAAAAAAGCCUUGUCAUUGUUUUGACGAUGAUGUAUUUGGUUUCCUUUGCUAAAGUAGUAAAAGGUAUUUUUGAAAUCCUGAUAGUGUAGUCGGAGACUAACUACCUAGCAGCAUGUUCAGAAAGAAAAAUCAACCUUUUACAGAUGCCUUUGUACAAAAUUGGUCUGUCAGAAUCAUUAAUGUUGUAUUAAUGUGUUAUGUGGUGCUUUUUUCAUCCCUAAGAAAAAUAUUCUGAUUACAUGAAGGUGCAAUUUCCAGUGUGUAUAUAUACACAGUGUAUGUCUGUUGAUCAGGUAGCUGUUAUAUGUUAAGAUUCAGCAUUUUGAUCAAGGCUGCAGCUACAAUUCCAACUGUUUACUUUAACAAAAAAAUUAUUAGAAGUCCUCUUUUGUAUAUUAAUACACGCAUCUACCCUUAUAGGUUCUGAUGAUAUUAAGGUGUAUUUGAAGUUAGUGUUUUAAUUGAACAAAGUUGUUUUGGUGUUGAUGCACUUUUCUACAUGUGCCAAAUCAUAUCUGUUCUGCUUAUCCCCUUAUUAAAUCACUUCCAAUACGUA